UUACACGUUAAAAGCAGGCUGAAUGUUUUAUCCAUUGCAUUCUCACACAGUAUUGCACAAAAUUUUUGAAUUUUAGGAAUGUCUCUCACAUUGUGGGUUGGUCUGGUAAAGACUUUUCAGUAUUAUACUUGCAGUCCUUCUACAAUUUAUGCAGUUUUUCAUUCCUAGGAUUCCAUUGUUAAGACAAUUACAGUAAUUUGGAGUGCUAUCUGAAGUUCAUACUAUGUAUUUGAACUUCCAAAAUUACUGCGUUAUUGGUUACGUACCACACUGACCCUGUAGCAAGUGGAGGGAAUUGCACCAAAAACAUUUUCCUGGGUCUGUUCAUGUUGGCGCACGCACACAUAUUCUGACGUCAAACGUAUCCCACCCCCAUACGAAGCUAUCCACCUUGCGUACGGAAAUAUGGCGGCGGAGACGACGGCUGUUUGAGUAGCUACCCUUUAAUUGCUCAUAAAUUAAUGAACAAGCAAUGCAAAGUAGUAGGAAAACAAGAAAGUACAACGCAACGUGUGACCAUUUCACAUGUCGAAGGGGGGUUGAAAAAAAGUGCCUGACAACACCGUGCCAAACUUCAGAACGACAGGGUCAGUGCUUUGGUUAGUGCCCCGGGUCCGGGCUGUGGAGCCCGGGAUAGAAGGACGGGAAGGCUGGACACGGAAGUUGGAGAAAUACUCGGGAACUCCGGGCUUGGUGUUUGCUGAGCCCAAGCAUGUUUCAGGUCGUCACUUAGGAAUCAGACAAGGUGAUAAUUACUCGGUCAGUGGAGUUUUGUGGUAACUUUGAGGUAUUUAAAGAACUUCUAGCCAAAUAGCACGAGUGAGCAGUUGCCUGUGUGUACCCAAAAUCUAGCGCUGCCGACUAGCUAGCGAUAGCAUAAUCGAUAGCUCAAGCAUUCCAAUAAGCAAAAGCAUUGUAUCGAAUUCGACCACUGCGCUUAGUCAAAGAUUGCUUUGAAAACCUAAUGCAAUCGCCUGAUGACUUUUGCAAGUCUUUGAUGCUUUGUGUAGUGAAAGUUAUCUGUUGGUGUAAUGUUUGUACUUGGGGACCGAGUUGAUGGUAACCUAGCUUCUAUGCCAGGCAAGCCAACAAUGCUAACUUAUCACAAAUUAGCAAACUAGCUCGUGCCUCUUUAUUACUUGAACGGGAUCUACGAUGUUACUAAGUCUUUUUCAGUAUGCAAAUUAGUCACACUCAGACUGUGUCGGACCCUCUAUGCACAUUUUAGACAGUGAAAGUCUAAUGUUUUUCCUGCUAAAGUGACAUGUUCUGUAAAAGCCAAAUAUUUAGUUAGUUGUGGUGUCACAAUUUGAGGAACACACAGCUAUGUAAUACUGUUGCAAUAACUUCUUCAAAGUUAGUUCUGUCUCUGACACCUGAAGAGGAAGUAAUCUACGUUGAGGACCACUACAUUUCUCCAUAUGCCUCAUCUUAUUGAAUGACAUGCUGUCAAAGGGCACAUAUCACAUCCUGGAGAGUGAGCACUAUAACAGCAUGUUGUAAGGGAACUGCCUCAGAAUAUAUUACACUAAUAUACAACAGUUGUUAGUGUACAUGACUGUACCAGGUUGUCUACGAAAGUCAAGAUAAAGAAAAUCUGGAAAAUUGAAUUUGGCCAUAAAGUUAUUUGUGACCACCCAGGAAUCCACCAGUCUUUUUAGUUGUGGUUCCUGGUUACCAUGGCUGAGCAGACUUGUUAAUUAGUAAUAAUGUAUUUCUAUCACUAACAUCCUCAGUGAAGGACCUUUUUGCUCUGUCAUGAACACUAAACGGGUAGUAUCUUGUAAAACAAAUGCCUUAUUGAAACACAGUGGUAUCCACUAUUAAGGAAAGAUGGGUUUACUCUUUUAAUAAUGUAUAAGUUUAAAAGUUCUUGUAGCUAUUGGAUGUUGAUCCUGUAGGCCCUUAUCCUGCAAUACACAAGUGCAUGGACCAGGUGUCCCAUUAAGCCUGUCACUGGACAGUGUCAUCAACAUUCACAACAGUCAGUCUACAUAUAAAUUUAAGAAUGGACCACUCUUGAGAGGCCAAUGCAUGGGGCAGGGGAUAGGCUGUCACAGUGCUUUUGCUGCCGACUAAACAGCCAUCGCCGCCGCCACCGUCUACAACAGCAUCGAGAAACUCUUCACCAUCCCUGGCGGUGGAAUGCGAGUCUAGUCCACCUCAUCUUCAAGUCCGCCUCCCUCCUUGGUCGCCACCAGUGCCCAGACUGAAGCACCCAAGGCUGACCAAGCCACGGAGGGGCUUCCUUCCCUCUCUUUCCUGGGGGGGUCUGCCGCUUCCCCUUCCCCUGCUGCCUGCCCCGACUGCAGGCCUGGCUCCCGGCCCUUAUGGGGCAGCAGCCAGGGAAGUUAGUCGGGGACCAGAGGAGGACCAGUCUGCCGACGCUGCCCUUCAUCAAGGGUGGGAAGAAGGAUGGAGGUUCGUCGCGGCAUGGGGCACACAACUGUAACAUCUUUGUGGUACACGAAGCUCUCCAGAGACCUGACUUCGAGCCCCAGGGUUUGUCAGAAGCGGCCCGUUGGAACUCCAAGGAGAACCUGCUUGCGGGACCCAGCGAAAAUGACCCCAACUUGUUUGUGGCACUGUACGACUUUGUGGCGAGCGGGGACAACACUCUUAGCAUAACUAAAGGAGAGAAGCUCCGUGUCCUGGGCUACAACCACAAUGGCGAGUGGUGCGAGGCCCAGACCAAGAAUGGCCAGGGCUGGGUGCCUAGCAACUAUAUCACGCCCGUCAACAGCCUGGAGAAGCACAGCUGGUACCACGGGCCAGUGUCGCGCAACGCCGCCGAGUACCUGCUCAGCAGCGGCAUCAACGGCAGCUUCCUGGUGCGUGAGAGCGAGAGCAGCCCGGGCCAGAGGUCCAUCUCGCUGCGCUACGAGGGACGAGUCUACCACUAUCGCAUCAACACGGCCUCCGACGGCAAGCUCUACGUGUCGUCAGACAGCCGCUUCAACACGUUGGCGGAGCUGGUGCACCACCACUCCACGGUGGCCGACGGCCUCAUCACCACGCUACACUACCCGGCGCCCAAGCGCAACAAGCCCACCGUCUACGGCGUGUCGCCCAACUAUGACAAGUGGGAGAUGGAGCGCACUGACAUCACCAUGAGGCACAAGCUGGGCGGGGGCCAGUACGGCGAGGUCUACGAGGGCGUGUGGAAGAAGUACAACCUCACCGUGGCCGUCAAGACCCUGAAGGAGGACACUAUGGAGGUGGAGGAGUUCCUCAAGGAGGCAGCCGUCAUGAAAGAGAUCAAACACCCAAACCUUGUGCAGCUUCUCGGUGUGUGCACGCGAGAGCCGCCCUUCUACAUCAUCACUGAGUUCAUGACUCACGGCAACCUGCUAGACUACCUGCGCGAGUGCAACCGGGAGGAGGUGAACGCUGUGGUGCUGCUCUACAUGGCCACACAGAUCUCCUCCGCCAUGGAGUACCUAGAGAAGAAGAACUUCAUCCACAGGGACCUGGCUGCCCGUAACUGCUUGGUUGGGGAGAACCACUUGGUGAAGGUGGCCGACUUUGGGUUGAGUCGGCUGAUGACGGGAGACACCUACACGGCCCAUGCCGGUGCCAAGUUCCCCAUCAAGUGGACCGCCCCAGAGAGCCUGGCCUACAAUAAGUUCUCCAUCAAAUCAGAUGUGUGGGCGUUUGGGGUUCUGUUGUGGGAGAUUGCCACCUAUGGGAUGUCUCCUUACCCAGGGAUUGACCUCUCUCAGGUGUACGAGCUGCUGGAGAAGGACUACCGCAUGGACCGGCCGGAGGGCUGCCCUGAGAAAGUCUACGAGCUCAUGAGAGCCUGCUGGAGGUGGAAUCCUCAGGAGAGGCCGUCCUUCGCUGAGACCCACCAGGCAUUUGAGACAAUGUUCCAGGAGUCCAGCAUCUCAGACGAGGUGGAGAAGGAGCUGGGCAAGAAGGGGAAGAAGAUGACUCUAGGUCCCAUCCAGCAGGCCCCAGAGCUGCCCACUAAGACCAGGACCCUGCGCAGGAACGGCAAAGACGGAGACAGCCCAGAAGCUGCAGAGCACGAGGUGGCCGUGUCCCCCAUGCUACCCAGGAAAGAGCGCCCCCUGCAGGAUGGAAACCUGAAUGAGGACGACCGGAAAUCACGCCCUAGCAUCUUCACCAGCCUCAUCAAGAAGAAGAAGAAGACGGCACCGGCCCCGCCCAAGCGCAGCAGCUCCUUUAACAACGGCCAGUCGCCCUUUAGCGACCACGGCCACGACUCCGGCAAGUUCUUUGGCUCCUCCAACAACAACGGCGCAAGCGGUGGCAUGACCAACGGGGCCCCCACCUAUCCUGGCCCUCUCUUCCCCCAUCACACGCGCAAGAAGGCGGCCAUUCUCCCUGGCGCUGGAGGCAGAAUGGCCGGGACUCCUCCAGGUGAAGACGACGCUGUUUCUAACUCCAUACACUUUCUUCGCUCUUCGUCGGCCUCCGCGUCGAGCCACGGUCACGACCGCACCGAGUGGAAGUCGGUGACGCUCCCUCGUGACCUGCAGUCGCGCAACUUUGAUUCGGGCACCUUCGGGGGCAAGCCCGCCCUGCCCCACAAGCGGGCUAAAGAGCAGAAGUCGGGCGACGCCUCUGUCACCAUGCGCAUGGGCGCACUUACCCCUCCCCCGCGCCUUCCCAAGAAGACCGAGGAGCCCGGCGGUGGCGGAGCCGCCGAUGACGUGUUCAAAGACGCCGCGGAGACCAGCCCGGGCACCAGCCCGCAAACGCUCACUCCCAAGCUGAGCCGGCGGCCACACACCCAGAGCCAGUCAGACAAGACCAGCGCCCUGCAGGCCGAGCUGCUCAAGCCCAACGUCUUCUCCCCGUUGGGGGCGGCCGGUGACGAGUGCCGCGCCCGGCGCAACAAACACGCGCUAGACCUUCCCGUACAGAGGGAGCGUGUGAAGUUCCAGAAGCCCAAGCCAGCGCCUCCGCCUCCCCCACCCUCCAGCGCCAAGUCUGGCAAGCUGUCGCGGAGCCCCACUCACGAGCACCAUUCCUCCUCCCCCUCUUCGUCGGACCCAAGAGGAAAAGCGUCCUCCGAGGCCAGCCCAGCCAGCUCCCCCUCUGGGUCCUCCUCCACUGAGCUCGGCAAGAGCUUCCUGCCGCCCGAGGGCACCGCUAAGAAACUCCCUGGGCUAUCCAGCACCUCCUCGAAAGUGCAGGCGUCAAAGACCUCUUCCACCUCCUCCUCGUCCUCCUCCUCCAUGUCCCCAACAGGCGCGCCGCUGGGGUUAAGUGGGAUGUCCUUAGCCACCGAGCAGCACCAGUCGUCAACAUUCCCCCCGUCGUCCUCCACAGCCUUCAUGCGGCGCUCGCUGCGCAAAACUCGCCAGCCUGCCGAGCGCCUCUCCAGCUCGGCCAUCACGCGCGACAUGCUGCUGGAGAGCACGGAACUGCUGCGCACCGCCAUCGGCCGCAACUCCGAGCAGACGGGCAGCCACACCGCCGUGCUGGAGGCCGGCAAAAACCUGUCCAAGUACUGCGCCAGCUACGUGGAAUCCAUCCAGCAGAUGCGCAACAAGUUCGCCUUCCGGGAAGCCAUCAACAAACUGGAGAGCAGCCUGCGCGAGCUCCAGAUCUGCCCGACCGCCAGCAACGCCGCCAACGCCGGGCAGCUGCCGGACUUCAGCAAGCUGCUGUCCUCCGUCAAGGAGAUUAGCGAUAUCGUGCGGAGGUAGCGUAGUAGGCCGUGUGUGUGUGUGUGUGUGUGUGUGUGUGUGUGUGUGUGUGUGUGUGUGUGUGUG
Clupea harengus (Atlantic herring) is the source of this 5747-nucleotide messenger RNA. RefSeq names its product ABL proto-oncogene 1, non-receptor tyrosine kinase (gene abl1). Lineage: Eukaryota; Metazoa; Chordata; Actinopteri; Clupeiformes; Clupeidae. The record is from RefSeq and is a predicted model, not a curated record. Gene Ontology annotation, molecular function: protein binding; non-membrane spanning protein tyrosine kinase activity; ATP binding. Gene Ontology annotation, biological process: protein phosphorylation.